AGACGGGCUGAGCACACACGGAGCGGCGCCAUGCACUACCCUGGGACCGACAGCUAGCCUGCAGAAAUGCCUCCCGAAGACCUCGACCCACCCCGGAAUGCUCGGUCCUGGGCGCACAUUGUGGCGUUAUUUCACUGAUAAAACACCCGGAGAGGGAUUGAGUGCGACAAAAUGGCGAGGUUUUGAGUGAACUCGGUGAGCCGCGGCAGAGGCAGCGGAUCGUUUCCAAAGUUGUCGGUUAGCAAGGCGCGUGUGAAGGAUCGGACUUAAAGGAGCAGUAAAAACCGCAAACAUGGAGAAGCAGCAGAACGAACAGGAGCGAGAGCGACAGUACUGUGAACUUUGUGGGAAAAUGGAGAAUCUUCUGAAGUGUGGUCGGUGCCGGAGCUCCUUUUACUGCAGCAAGGAGCACCAGAAACAGCACUGGAAGAAGCACAAGCUCAUUUGUAAGGAGGUUGACAAGGCGCAGCUUCCCAAACAGAAGCCCGGGAAGGCGCUGCCGCCGCCGGGGGACGCCGAGGGUCCGGAGAAAUCCCGAGACGAGAAAAACCCCAAGCAGGCGGACAGCGCAGCUUUACACGAAACACCCGGGGUCGGUGACAGACCUGGAGACAGCACCGCCACACCUAACGGACAAACUAGCUCAUCCUCUCAGAAACUUGCCAUGGAGUACAUCGUACCGUGUAUGAACAAGCACGGCAUCUGUGUGGUGGACAACUUUGUAGGAACAGACACCGGUCUGGGGAUUUUGGAGAACGUGAAAGCUCUGCACAAAACGGGCAAAUUCACAGACGGGCAGCUGGUUAGUCAAAAAAGCGACUCCACUAAAGACAUCCGAGGGGACAAAAUCACGUGGAUUGAGGGGAGGGAGGCCGGCUGCGAGAAGAUCCUCUUUCUAAUGAGUCGCAUGGACGACCUGAUCAGACAAUGUAAUGGAAAACUGGGAAACUACUCGAUAAAUGGAAGGACAAAAGCAAUGGUGGCAUGUUACCCCGGAAACGGGACAGGCUACGUGCGCCAUGUGGAUAACCCCAACGGCGAUGGACGGUGUGUCACAUGCAUAUAUUACCUUAAUAAAGAUUGGAAUGCCAAGGAACAUGGUGGCCUUCUUCGAAUCUUCCCAGAAGGAAAGGCCCAGUUUGCCGACAUAGAGCCAAAAUUUGACCGUCUGCUGCUGUUCUGGUCAGAUAGACGGAACCCUCACGAGGUUCAGCCCGCUUUCGCUACAAGGUAUGCCAUCACAGUGUGGUAUUUUGACGCGGACGAGCGAGCCAGAGCUAAAGAAAAAUACUUAACAGGUGCAGGAGAAAAAGGUGUAAAAGUUGAACUCGACAAAUCAUCGGAUCCCAGCUAAUGAGAUGCCUGCGUCUCCCCCCCCCCCCCCCCCCAAAAAAAAAAACAGCCAUUAAGUGCUCUGUCCUAAGAAAGUGGCCUAUAGAGUGUGUGUUUUACGUGGAAGAACGGCAGACUUUUGCUUGAGUGGGUGGAAGAUUUGUGAUAAUGGAGACAAAAACAAACACAGUGAUUCUGUUAAUUUUCAGCCAGCCUGGGCAACCCAGCGGACCUUGAAUGUCAUAACAUUGUACUGAAAGGGAUUGUAUGUGUUCCUCCUGUCACUGCUAUGGUGAAGAAUGCUUACAUUACAGCUGACAUCUUCAGAAAAUUGCUUCAAACAGGAAUUGAGCUCAGAGAAAAUCUUCAUCUUUUGUACAUUGGUUUUUGCAGUUAAUUCCUUAAAGGUACAGUGUUCUGCAUAUGCGUCAUGUGUUAUGCUUUUCACAUGGAAUCGGCUGUUAUAAUAAGCUACUGUAUGUGCUUGAGUUUGCAAUAAUUUUAAGAAUGAUCUGAAUAAAAUAAAGUUUCCCUUUUCUGACAGAA
This is a messenger RNA of Amphiprion ocellaris (clown anemonefish), 1878 nucleotides long. It is a transcript of the gene egln1a, whose product is annotated as egl-9 family hypoxia-inducible factor 1a. Gene Ontology annotation, molecular function: L-ascorbic acid binding; ferrous iron binding; peptidyl-proline 4-dioxygenase activity. NCBI's taxonomy places the organism in Eukaryota, Metazoa, Chordata, Actinopteri, Pomacentridae. The record is from RefSeq and is a predicted model, not a curated record. The coding region runs from base 293 to 1354 and encodes 353 amino acids. The transcript is spliced from 5 exons. Gene Ontology annotation, cellular component: cytoplasm; nucleus. Gene Ontology annotation, biological process: cellular response to hypoxia; peptidyl-proline hydroxylation to 4-hydroxy-L-proline.